This is a messenger RNA of Camelina sativa (false flax), 952 nucleotides long. Its product is annotated as putative nucleoside diphosphate kinase 5. Gene Ontology annotation, biological process: CTP biosynthetic process; UTP biosynthetic process; GTP biosynthetic process. Gene Ontology annotation, molecular function: nucleoside diphosphate kinase activity. The record is from RefSeq and is a predicted model, not a curated record. NCBI's taxonomy places the organism in Eukaryota, Viridiplantae, Streptophyta, Magnoliopsida, Brassicales, Brassicaceae.
GGGUUUUCAGGGGGAAUAAUAAUCUAUGUUAAACGCGCGUUUUUAACCCUUUUCUUCAUGUAGAGUUCUAGGAAAAUAAAAAAUAAAAAAAAACGUUUUAAAACGCACGUUUCGAAGUUUGCCGGCCGGAGGAGCAAAGUCGACGAACACAAUUUUGCUUUAACCGAAGAAAAUUGUUCACUGAAAGUUUUGUUCGCCGAUCAAUUUUAUGUCAGGAUUCCGACGUCAACUAGUCUUCCUCCCCCUGCUUCUCCUCUCUGUCUCCUUGUCGCCAGUUAGGUGUUUAGGUAGUGAAGAGAGAACAUUGGCUAUGAUUAAGCCAGAUGGAGUCUCUGGUAACUACAGCGAUGAUAUCAAAAGGAUUAUACUGGAGGCUAAUUUUAAUAUCGUCACGGAGACGCUUGCUCAGCUGGACAAAGAGACUGCUUCUGCGUUUUACCACGAGCACUCAUCAAGGAGCUUUUUUCCUCAUCUUGUUACAUACAUGACAAGUGGUCCGGUGUUGGUGAUGGUAUUGGAGAAGCCAAACGCUGUUUCUGAUUGGCGUGGUUUAAUCGGGCCAACAGAUGCCCAAAAGGCUAAGAUAUCUCACCCUCACAGCAUCAGAGCAUUAUGUGGUAAGGACUCGCAAAGUAAUUGUGUGCAUGGCUCGGAUUCAACAUCGUCAGCUGAACGAGAGAUCAAGUUUUUCUUCAAGGAUGUUGUUCCAGGUGACAUUGCUUCACAACAUGACGAGCUAUAAGACACACCAAUACAGGUUCUUUAACCCCAUUUUGUGUUGUAAUCUUGUAACUGUUGGUUUACUAGUCUAUGAUUUGCAUCCAAGUUUUUGAAUUUUGCUUCUAGAAAAUGAUUAAGACUAGUGAAAAAGGAAUCACUAUCCACCAUAAUUCAUAAUUGUAUCAAAACAUUUUGGGAAAGAGGGCAAUCAUAUCACCUAAUUUUCAUUCAA